This is a messenger RNA of Falco peregrinus (peregrine falcon), 949 nucleotides long. It is a transcript of the gene RASL11A, whose product is annotated as RAS like family 11 member A. The record is from RefSeq and is a predicted model, not a curated record. Bases 39 to 749 code for a protein of 236 amino acids. The transcript has 4 exons. NCBI's taxonomy places the organism in Eukaryota, Metazoa, Chordata, Aves, Falconiformes, Falconidae. Gene Ontology annotation, molecular function: GTPase activity; GTP binding.
AGCCGAGCUGAGCCGGGCCGGGCCGGGCCGCGCCUCCCAUGCGCCUGCCCAGCAUGUCCCAGCCCUUCCUGCUGGCGCCCAUCGCCGAGUGCGCCCCGGGGCCGCCCGGCGCCCAGCUCCGCCUGGCCGUGCUGGGCGCCCGCGGGGUGGGCAAGAGCGCGAUGAUCGUGCGGUUCUUGACGAAGCGGUUCAUCGGCGACUACGAGCCCAACACAGGCAACCUCUACUCCAGGCUGGUCCAGCUGGAGGGGGACCCCGUCGCCGUGCAAAUCCAAGACACGCCGGGGUGCAUCCAGGUGCAGGAGGACUGUGUGCAGGUGCUAGACUCCCUGUCCAGGUGUGUGAAGUGGGCAGAGGGCUUCCUUCUGGUCUACUCCAUCACAGACUACAGCAGCUACCAGUCAGUCCGACCUCUCUACCAGCACAUACGCAAGGUCCACCCAGAUGCCAGGACUCCCGUCAUAAUUGUGGGGAACAAGGCAGACCUCCUCCAUGCCAGGCAAGUACAGGCGAAAGAGGGACUACAGCUGGCAAACGAACUGGGCAGCCUGUUCUUGGAAAUCUCCACGAGCGAUGACUCCCAAGGUGUCUGUGAUGUUUUCCAGUAUCUUUGCAAGGAGGUCAGCAAACUACAGCAUGCCGGCAGCACGGACAGGAGGCGGUCAUCCAUCAUCCCUCGGCCCAAAUCUCCCAACAUGCAAGAUCUAAAGAGACGUUUCAAACAGGCUUUGUCUUCCAAAGUCAAAUAAGCCCCCUGAUGAGAUCCUGUGUGAUUCGACAGACUUUAUUUUUGUAAACUUGUUAAUAAAAAUCUUUAUUUUUGUACUAAAGCCAGCGGUAUGGAAGUAAGUAUGUUGAAGCUUGUCAUUUUCUUGCCAUUCUCACUUGUUUGACUGGUUGAGUUAUUUAAAAAUAAUAAAUAAAAAAAGCUGCAUUGCAACUAAAUAGA